AUGACUCAUCAGCUGAACACUAAAAUCUUUUACCUUAAACACGACGUACAGAAACAGUUUCACCUGAAGACCACGAACACACCCACGUUUGUUUCUUCUCUUAAAGGUCAACAGAAGAGCUGCAAACCUGAAAAGGCUGAUUCUGUUGAACCUGUGAAACCCAAACAGAGGAAGUCACAGAAGCAAGAUUUGUCCCAGAAACCAGCUGGAUCCACCAAAACCUCCACGGCUGAUCCUGUUGAACCUGUGAAGCUCAAACAGAAAAAGACACAGAAGCAAGAUUCUUCCCAGAAUCCAGCUGGAUCCACCAAAACCUCCACGGUCACAGAAGACUGCCUCUGUUCUGAACAGGAUCUCUGUCAACACUUUAAAAUCCUCCAGUUUGAAGCUGAUCCUGUUGAACCUGUGAAACCGAAACAGAGGAAGUCACAGAAGCAAGAUUUGUCCCAGAAACCAGCUGGAUCCACCAAAACCUCCACGGCUGAUCCUAUUGAAUCUGAUCCUGUUGAACCUGUGAAGCCCAAACAGAGGAAGACACGGAAGCAAGAUUUGUCCCAGAAACCAGCUGGAUCCACCAAAACCUCCACGGCUGAUCCCGUUGAACCUGUGAAACCCAAACAGACAAAGUCACAGAAGCAAGAUUUGUCCCAGAAACCAGCUGGAUCCACCAAAACCUCCACGGUUCAAAGUGCUGGCAGCCAGAGUGAGAGAAUUGAAAUUGAAGGAAUUGCAAAAGCCACAAAGACGGAGACUCACCUGGACGCAGUCUUCAGAGACGAGAUGCAGAGGUGUGUUGUGGCUUCUCGACUUCUGGCAAAGGCUUUUGGCUUCGACCUGGAUGGUGAUAUAGAAAAAAAACUCCUUGACAUCAUUCCAGUGUCAGCAGACGCAGUAAUACAAGGAGGGAAAAUUAAAAAACUCACAGCCGCUCCAGUCAAAUAAUUAAUGAUGCUAAUAAUGUAACUUCUUUAUACUUUUUAAUAUGUUCACUUUUUAAAGAAUUGAUCCGUCAUCAUGAAAAAUGUCGGACUUGAUUGUUCUGUUUGUCUUUGUGCUGUUUUAUCGAGCUUGUCGUGUGACUGAAAACAGUUUUUAAUUAAAGUGAAGCAGAAGCUCCAUAAAGUUGAGCUACAAGUGAAGGUUGUUGUUAAAUCUACAGAAACACGUGGUUAUAACAACCAGUUCAAACACAUUUGUUCAAUUAACACUCAAAAAUAAAAAGCAUUUAAAACUUUGACAUCUCGUCCUGUGAUAAGAACUUUAGUACGGAUCUUUGUCGCCCCCUCGUGUUUUAUAUAAAUAAUGUUUUUUUCCUAUCUUUGUUUUUUUUUGUAAAUGUUUCCUGCAGUUCAGAGUUCUGCGUUGUGUCUUGAUGUAUCUGAUAUUAUCCAUAACUUGACCUUUGACCUGUAUGAAUGAUUUACAGAUUGAACCUCAUGUGGUUCUUCAGACAGUACAGGAGACUCUAGUACAUUUACAUCUUUGUCCAAAGUGACUUACAGUAAUUC
Messenger RNA from Acanthopagrus latus (yellowfin seabream), 1508 nucleotides. RefSeq lists its product as uncharacterized. The record is from RefSeq and is a predicted model, not a curated record. The transcript has 7 exons. Lineage: Eukaryota; Metazoa; Chordata; Actinopteri; Spariformes; Sparidae. Bases 1 to 942 code for a protein of 313 amino acids.